UGUGUGUGUAUGUUCACUUCUCAUUGCUAUGUGCGUGUACUUGGAUGGGAUACAUGCAUUUCUGUAAUGUUUGCCAUAUUUAUAGCUACUGUAUGAACAAACUUUUGGAGAAACGAGAUGAACACGGCUAAAUCUUUCAGUGCUACAGAAUUACCGCUGCAAAUUGUUUAAUCAUUUUAAACACAAACAGUUUAGGGUUAAAUACUUGUUCACAACAUACAUUUCCUUUUGUGCGAAGAAGGGUAGUCGCUGUACAACAACAGGAUAUGUGGGUACCUCACCUGUUGAUAAUCAAUUCCUGUCACCCUCUUCCUGUAGCUACAAAUGCAAAACAAAAACAAAAAAAUAUCCUGACAAUACUUCAGAAGAGUCAAAACGAGCAACAAGGAACAAAGUCAUUUCUCACCAGAAAAACAACUCAUUUCACCUGACCAACAUACUGUGCUGUGUACAGACCUUCAAAGAUGCCUUUUCCACAGUUUCUAAGACUAUAUGGGGGCAAUAUGACCAAAAUGAGUAUGGUGACUUCAGUUCCACUCAGCAUUUUGUUAGUGGGUUUGCAGGCAAUGAUUGAUGUAAAAUUUGCAUGUCCGUGCAUUCCUAAGUGGAACAAAACUAUAUCCGCUUUAAUCUUUGUUGCUCCUGCUUGUCUUGCUUUUGUUUUAAUGCUAUUGUUUUUAAGGCCUUGGAAAUAUGAAUGUAAAUGGACUAUAUGGAAAUGUUGCUGUUGUGGAGAAAAAAAAAAUUGUGGAAGUUGCUGUUGUGGGGGGAGAAAAAUUUGUGGAAGUUGUUGUUGUGGGGUGAGCAAAAUUUGUGGAAGUUGCUGUUGUGGAGAAAAAAAAUGUUGUGGAAGUUGCUGUUGUGGAGAAAAAAAAUGUUGUGGAAGUUGCUGUUGUGGAGAAAAAAAAUGUUGUGGAAGUUGCUGUUGUGGAGAACAAAACAAAAGAGGAGCAUCUAAAAGAGAAGACAAGAAAGAAGCAUCUCAGUCUGAAAAAGAUGAGCUUGAUGUAAAUUUUAGUCGUGAAAAAGCUGUUUUAGCUUGUUUAACUCCGAGUCUUGUGUGGAUCUGUUUAUGCUUCAUUGAUGGUGAUUAUCUCACAUGUGGAUUAACAUACUGGGAUGGACACUAUGCCUGUGAUAAAGAACUGCAUCCAAAUUGCCUGAAUUGGUGCAAACCCAAUGAUCUGGGACAAGGAAAAAAAGAGACUGAACAUGAAUAUGAACAAACACGAAACUGGAUUGCCAUAUCAAAGACUACAGGUUAUGCUCUGGCGAUUAUCUUCUGCUUCAUAGCAAUUAUUAUUGUGUUGUGUGAAUGCUGCAAAAGUGGAAAAAAAAAAACAGAGACAACAGAGGAGCAUCUCAAAGAGGAGACAGCGGAAGAACACCUGAGACUUUGAGACUCAUUAACAAGACAAGUAACACAGAUAUAACACCGUUUUGAAGUGACAGUAUCAGCGAUAUCAAAUUCCAUCAGCUUUUUUGUACAUUGUGACCUAACAAAGUUUGGUUGUAUCUUCUUGAGUGAGCCUUUUGCAUGCAGCACAAGAGUCAGGGGUAUUUUUGUACUGAUUUUAUUUUCCUUUUGUAUUUUUAUAAUUUGUAUAAAGAAAUGAAUUACACCGUUCAUAGAGGUUUGUAUGUUACAUUUACACUUGAUCCCAAAGAUUUAUUUCCUAUUUGUGAUUUUAUUUUAUUUUUAAUUGAGAUAAAACUUUACAAGUUGUUUACAAUUACCUAAACAAAUGUACUAUUUUAUUUAGAUUUGACAGCUGUUCUUCUUGUGUCUGGGUUUGAAUGAUUUAAUCAGGUUCACUUUAAUGGUCAAUCUACAUCAGCAACAGCAAUACAUUUUAUACAGAAUCCUCCAGACAAACUAUUGAUUAUGCCAUUAUUUGUUGUAUUAGUUUAUGAUCAAUGUUAACAGAUCCUUUUAAAUAUUUUUUU
Messenger RNA from Carassius gibelio (silver crucian carp), 1947 nucleotides. RefSeq lists its product as uncharacterized. Gene Ontology annotation, molecular function: monoatomic cation channel activity. The record is from RefSeq and is a predicted model, not a curated record. NCBI's taxonomy places the organism in Eukaryota, Metazoa, Chordata, Actinopteri, Cypriniformes, Cyprinidae. The coding region runs from base 465 to 1400 and encodes 311 amino acids. The transcript has 3 exons.